Messenger RNA from Zea mays, 1854 nucleotides. Its product is annotated as probable receptor-like serine/threonine-protein kinase At4g34500. The record is from RefSeq and is a predicted model, not a curated record. Bases 176 to 1600 code for a protein of 474 amino acids. The transcript is spliced from 5 exons. Gene Ontology annotation, biological process: protein phosphorylation. NCBI's taxonomy places the organism in Eukaryota, Viridiplantae, Streptophyta, Magnoliopsida, Poales, Poaceae. Gene Ontology annotation, molecular function: ATP binding; protein kinase activity.
CACCAACGUUAACAACGACGAAACUCCCACAGCGCCAUAAAACAGAGCGGGCUGCCGCCCGCGCGACACGCUCCGCUUCCCUCCCACUCCCUCACCAUCCCUGCCCUGCUCUGCUUUGCUUGCCUAACGGGUCGGAGGCGGGGACGGCCCCACCGCCCCGAGCUCUCAACCGCCGAUGGACGCCGCCGGGCCGCCAUCGGCAGCCAGUGGCUCCGGCUCCAACUCCAAGACCUCCCUCCUCGGCAUGCCGGUUCCCAUCGCGAUGGCCGCCGCCGCGGCACUCGUCGUCCUGCUCGUCCUCUCCGCGGUUGUCGCCGCUGUUCUACUCGCGCGCAGGCGGGGCGCCAGGCCGCCCUCGCUGUCGCGCGUCGAGCACGCGCCGUCCUCCGCCUCCGCCUCCGCCUCCGGCUCCUCCCGCGCCGCGUCGUCCGCGCGCAGGGAGAAGGUCGGCGCGGACCAGGUCGCCGGGGCGGGCGCCACCUCCUCUUCUGGCGUUGCCAGCUCCUCCGCGGCCGCGAGCUCGCUCGAGUCGCCGGUGAAGAGGAAGGCGGAAGCGGUCAGGGCCGCGGCGGGCGUGGACAUGGAGAUGGAGAUGGGGUGGGGGAGGUGGUACGACCUCACGGAGCUGGACGUCGCCACGGGCGGGUUCUGCCCAGAGAACGUGGUCGGGGAGGGAGGCUACGGCACCGUGUACCGCGGCAUCCUUGCCGGCGGCGAGGUCGUCGCGGUCAAGGACUUGUUUGAUCACAAGGGUCAGGCCGAGAAGGAAUUCAAGGUGGAGGUUGAAGCCAUCGGCAAAGUGAGGCACAAGCACCUUGUCGGUCUCAUCGGGUACUGCGCAGAAGGCCCUAAACGGAUGCUCCUUUACGAGUUCGUCGAAAACGGGAACCUGGAGCAGUGGCUGCACGGCGACGUCGGUCCGGUCAGCCCUUUGACCUGGGAAAUACGGAUGAAGAUCGCCGUCGGAACGGCCAAAGGCAUAGCGUACCUGCACGAAGGCCUGGAACCGAAGGUGGUGCACCGCGACAUCAAGUCGAGCAACAUCCUGCUGGACAAGAAGUGGAGCCCCAGGGUGUCGGACUUCGGCAUGGCCAAGGUGCUGGGGUCCGGGUCCAGCUACGUGACGACCCGCGUGAUGGGCACGUUCGGGUACGUGGCCCCCGAGUACGCGUCCACGGGCAUGCUGAACGAGAGCAGCGACAUCUACAGCUUCGGCGUGCUGCUCAUGGAGCUCAUCUCCGGGCGCAGCCCCGUGGACUACAACCGCCCCGCCGGCGAGGUCAACCUGGUGGAGUGGUUCAGGGGCAUGGUGGGCAGCCGGCGCGUGGAGGACCUGGUGGACCCGCGCAUCGCCGCGCCGCCGCCGCCGCGGGUGCUCAACCGGGUGCUGCUCGUCUGCCUCCGCUGCAUCGACGCCGACGCGCACAAGCGGCCCAAGAUGGGGCAGAUCGUGCACAUGCUCGAGGGCGACGAGUUCCCCUUCCGCACGGAGCACCGCUCGCCGAGGGCGUCUCACCGGACGUCGAUGGCCACGCGGCCGUCGCUUCUGUCGGAGAACGUAGGUGCCACUGACGACUCAGACAAGUCCAUGUGGAGAUGAAGGAUCUAACCCUGCACGAACACACCUGGCGCGGCAUGCGAGGAGCCGGAGCUGGGGCUUGGGGGAUGGACUGACUUUUCUCAACUGGUGUAAUUUUUUGUUGUUGAUCCACGGCGGGAUGAGCGUUCUAAUUUGCUAUGCUGCUCGUUUGGUUUGAUGGUGUUUACCGUAAUGUAUGAUUUGGCACAGACGCACAGAUCUUCUUUUUUGUUGUUCAUUAUUACUAGGCUUUGGCGACCCCGCGAAGCUUUCUU